GUUUACGUCAAGAUGCAUCAACCGCCGUAUCCCGAGAAUACCUGGUCGCAGCCCAGUCCUCGUGAGUACGAGCCGGUUGCACAGAAUGAACAGAGGGAUCUUCCCUCGCCGCUCGAGACGCCUCUCGACAAUGACAACCUACACCAGCCACAUCCAGUACAGCACGCCUGGUCACCGACAGCUCCUCGAGAGUACAAUGCCGUACCUCAGAACGCAUGGCCCAUCGAAGAAGAUCGAAGUGACUCGCCGCCACCAUUGAAGUCGGAGGGUCCCAGCUCGGAGCUGCCCAAGUCCGACUAUCGACCUAUUGCCCUGAGAUGGCAGUUUAUCGGCCUCAUCAUCGUCGCCAUCGUGGCUAUCCUGGGUGCCAUGGGCUACGCGCUCCACGAACUCAAGAAUUCGGACUCGACGUACAAGCUCGAGUCGCGAUCGUUUGGCUUGCAGGGAAGCCUUGGGCUUAUUAAGCGGACGGUAUUGAGGUUUGAGACACGAGAUGUUGAGCUUCUCAAGAGGGAGCUUGGUAUUGUGGAGAGACAGGACACUGCGAGCGAGCCAGCUGUUGCGUCGGUUGAGACUGAGCCAACACAGGCUGCGAAUGAGCCCGCGGCGGGGCCAAGUCAGGAGCCGGCAGAUGCUGUGACUGAGGUUGAGGUCAAGCCAUCUCCUACUCAGCCGACAGUGGAGGCGCCUACCGAAGAGGCACCUACCGAGGACAAGACGGAGCCUUCACCUACACAGGACGAUAGCAAAUCUUCCCCGUCCCCGACGGAAGAUGACAGCAACGACUCUUCGCCUAGUCCUACAGAGGAGAAGAACGAGUCUUCUCCAUCCCCGACUGAGGAUGAUGAGAGUGAUUCAUCAGCAACACCGACAGACGAUGAUAUCAUUUCUUCGCCGACUCCCACCGACAACAAGGCCAAGAAUAAGCCAUCUAUCACGACCACAGACGACAGAGACAAGACCUCGCCGUCACCAACAGAAACUGACGACGACGAUGACAGCAAGACGUCGCCCACUGCCACUGAAACAGACGACGACGAGCCUACGCUGGUUACUGCCGUCGUCGAAGCGAAAUACACCUCAACAAUCGUCUCGUCCUCGGCAGUGACAGCCUUCUCCACCGACGCCGUCGUCACCAAAGUAGAGGAAGUAGCCUCGACAAUGGUGUACACGGUCGCAGGCUUCACCAGCACAUACGCGCUCCAACCGGAAGAAGACGAGCCGCAGGGAUUCGCCCCCAAGUACACCACUGAGAUCCAGCCUGCGAAGGAGACGACGCGGGUCACGUACAUGCCGAGCACCUAUGUCACGACGUUGGCUACCACGCAGACUAGCUUCGGUCCUCCCGUUACGUACGUCGAGACUGGUACUACGAGGCUCACGUCUGUGUUUUAUGUCGAUGAUGAUGGUAAGCCUAUUGAGAAGGCUGUUACCCAGGUCAAGACUAGUGAACGCCCUGCUACUGUCAUGACAAUUACCGAGACACCCCCAGUAGAGACGAUUCUACAGACGCAGGCGGAUGGACAGGUUGUUACUAUCCUGUCUACGCCGCUGCCGACUACGAGGGUUACGAGCGUUGGUCCUACCCGAGUUGUCGUCACUGAUGUUUCGACGCCUACUGGAGACUUCAAGAUCGUCAUGGAGGUUACGACGUAUUCGCUUACGAGUGCGGGAUACUUUAUCGGAGCGUUCCUCCCUCCCAUCAUCGCCGUGUUGCUUGCCAUGACGCUUCGUGCGAUUCACCAAGCUGCCACGCAGUUUCAGCCUUUUGCAGCUCUCUCACGACCUGAGGGUGCUCUCGGCAGGGACGCCCUAACGCUUCGCUUCGAUGGUAUCGACAGUAUCACCAUCCCCUUCAAGCUGCUCGCAAACAGUCAGCCUCUACCGUUCAUCACGGCACUCGCAGCUUGGGGAUCGAGCCUGUUUGCUCCGCUGGCUAGUGAAGCCAUCGGUCUCAAGAUCCAUGGUCGCUGUCGUAAAGGAGCCAUUGGCGGCUGUGCCGUGGAACUCGGUAUAUCGGAAACAUCAGCAUACGGCCUGCUCGCUCUACUGAUCGCAAUCGGAGCCCUUCUUGUUGCCACCAUUAUCGUCAUUAGUCGUCGCUGGAGCACAGGUGUAGCAGCGAACCCAUUGUGUUCGGCCAACGCAGCCGCUCUCAUGGCGAGGAACCCAGACCUUCGCGCUCUACCACUCCACGACUACCGAGCUCUCAAGGAUGCUGUGGUUGACAAGAGGUUCAAGAUGGGAACGUUCCGAAACUACGAAGGCAGAGACGAGUACGGUGUCGUCCUCCACCACGGCCAUAACCACGGCGCAGAAGCCUACGGCACCACGCCCUUUGACGAGGGCGGACCGCGUGCACAGUCUCAUCGGGCUCCUCAGACGUUUGCGGCCCUGACCUUUUGGUACCGGUUCCUGUUUGGACUGUUUCUGCUCUGCCUGCUCGGCUUUAUCUGUUACUACCACUUCACCGACACGUUUGGUCACCUGCCCAAGGGGCUCAAGAACGCCAUGGAGAGUUCUCAGUUUGGUGUCCGCUUCAUUUGCUCUGCCAUCGGUGUUGCCAUCAUCUGGCUAUGGGACAUGCUCUUUACCAGUGUUGCGGCAAUCACGCCUUUCCGAAGAAUGGCAGACAAGAGUCAAUCUCCCACACGGUCCGUCCUUAUGACGCCGCCGACAAACGCCUUCUCGGGUCUCUUCGUUGCGCUCCGAGUGGGCGAUCUUCUUCUCUUCCUCACGGCCGUUGCGUCCCUCAUGGCUCAGUUCCUCCCGAUUCUGUUCGCCAACGUGCCGUAUAACCUCACCCAGACGCGGCUAGCCCACCAAGUGUGCUCGCGACUCAGCGCUGGACUUUUGGUAUUUAUGGUAAUCGGUCUAUUUGGAAGUUUGUUUGUCAAAUGGCCUGAUCUUCCUGUUGACCCACGCAGUCUCGUCGGCGCCAUGUAUUACGUUGCCGAAGCACCGUGGGUCGCGGGAGUAGAGGGUGUCGCAGGUAUGAAUGCCAAGGACCGCAAGAACAAGAUUCAAGGUCUUGGGGGACGCUGGAGUUAUGGAUAUGUGCAGACGGGGCAUGGAAGACGGCUUGCUAUUGAGCAUGAGAUGGGGUAUAGGUGA
This is a messenger RNA of Fusarium falciforme, 3114 nucleotides long. RefSeq lists its product as hypothetical. The coding region runs from base 13 to 3114 and encodes 1033 amino acids. The transcript has 2 exons. NCBI's taxonomy places the organism in Eukaryota, Fungi, Ascomycota, Sordariomycetes, Hypocreales, Nectriaceae. The record is from RefSeq and is a predicted model, not a curated record.